CCUAGGAAUCUUCACAAAUCCCUUGGAGAAGGAUUAACAUUUUGGGGAAUUCUGUCCAAAGAACUUCAAGAUAGUCACAGAGCCGAAUCAUCUAGUUCUGUUAUAAAAGGAAUUCUGUUUAGGCAUGAUUCAUUCAAGUUCUUUUAAGAGCCACUGAAUUCACUGAAAAAAAGACAUGGCUCCGUGGCCUGAACUGGAAGACACAAACACCAAUAAAUAUAUUGAAGAACCUUGCUCCAAACCAAACGAGAUUAUGUCUGAAAAGGAGAUGAAAGAUACCAAAGAUGGGGCCAUUUCCACAGGGAAUCAGCUGGAACUUUUGCCUGCAUAUUCCACCAUAGCUUUGACUGCUGAAUCUGAAGAAGAAGAUCCAUGGAGUUUGCCAGAGCUUCAGGAUACUGGAAUCCCAUGGUCAGAGCUCGAUGGAAAACACAAAGUCCUUUAUAUUUUACGAGGCAUAGGGAAAUUUAUUCUUCUGCUUGGAUUGCUUUAUUUUUUUGUUUGCUCCUUGGAUGUGCUCAGCUCUGCCUUCCAAUUAGUCGGAGGCAAAGCAGCAGGGGACAUUUUCAAGGAUGGUUCAGUCUUGUCAAAUCCCGUUGCAGGCCUGGUCAUUGGGGUUCUGGUCACAGUGAUGGUGCAAAGCUCUAGCACAUCUUCUUCUAUCAUUGUCAGCAUGGUGUCCUCUUCGUUACUGAGUGUUCAGCAUGCUAUUCCAAUCAUCAUGGGAGCCAAUAUUGGGACUUCGGUUACAAACACCAUUGUGGCGCUCAUGCAAGCUGGAGACAGGAACGAAUUUAGAAGGGCCUUUGCUGGUGCCACAGUCCAUGAUUUCUUUAACUGGCUUUCAGUAUUUGUACUAUUGCCCAUUGAAGUUAUCUCCCACUAUCUCUACCGCCUCACCAAUCUUAUUGUGGACUCGUUUCAGCUGGAAAGUGGGGAAAAUGCCCCUGAAUUACUGAAAGUCAUCACAGACCCUUUCACAAAACUUAUCAUCCAGCUUGAUAAAUCAGUGAUAAAUGCAAUUGCUACAGGAGAUGAAUCAGCAAAAAAUAAAAGCCUGGUGAAGGUUUGGUGCAAAACUAAAACUAAUGUGAUUGCAUUGAAUACGACCAUCCCACCAUCCGAAAAUUGCACAUCUUCAGACCUUUGCUGGACCUAUGGAAACAUGACCUGGACUGUCAAAAAUGUGUCGGGAACAGAAUAUAUUGCAAAAUGCAAGCACAUUUUUGUAGGAGCAAACCUUCAGGAUCUUGCCAUUGGCCUUAUCCUGCUCGCACUGUCUUUGCUUAUCCUAUGCACUUGCCUGAUACUGAUUGUUAAAUUGCUGAAUUCGGUCCUUAAAGGACAAGUAGCAAAUGUUAUCAAGAAAACACUCAAUACUGAUUUUCCAUUUCCAUUUUCUUGGGUAACUGGUUAUCUGGCUAUGCUGGUAGGAGCAGGCAUGACCUUCAUUGUUCAGAGCAGUUCAGUGUUCACAUCUGCUAUCACUCCACUUGUUGGAAUUGGGGUUAUAAGUAUUGAACGGGCCUACCCGCUAACCUUGGGAUCUAAUAUUGGUACAACCACAACAGCUAUUUUAGCUGCACUUGCCAGUCCUGGAAAUCGACUGAAGUAUUCCUUACAGAUUGCUUUGUGCCACUUCUUUUUCAAUAUCUCUGGGAUCAUCCUCUGGUACCCACUUCCUUUUAUGCGCCUGCCCAUUCGCUUGUCAAAGGGUUUGGGGAACAUAACUGCCAAGUACAGAUGGUUCGCCAUUUUCUACCUCCUCACCUGUUUCUUCUUGAUCCCCUUGGCUGUCUUUGGCCUUUCAGUGGCUGGCUGGCCAUACCUGGUGGGCGUGGCUGUUCCCAUCUUUGCGGCUUUGAUCUUUGUGCUCAUCGUCCACCUUCUGCAGAAGAAGAAACCACACCUGCUCCCCAGGAAGCUCCAAAGUUGGGAUUUCCUUCCGAGAUGGAUGCACUCCUUGAAACCCUGGGAUAAUGUGAUAACCGCUGCAACCGUCACCUGUGGCAAAUACUGUUGCUGCUGCUGCAAAUGUUGUCGAAACAAGGAGGCUGCCCAAAGUGAAGAAGCUAAGCACACAAAAGCGGUGGAAAUUCAUGAGAACCCUGUAUCUCUGGCGGAUGAAGAGAACUGUCUUCCCAAGGCCACCAAAACAGAGCAAACGGGCUUGAGUACUACUGCCUUGUAGCAGAAAGGGGGAAGUUGAGAAUGGAGGUCCAAGGACAGAAUGCUGAGGGGCCAGUGUAGUGGGAAAAUGGGAAAUGUAUGCCAGUGACUUCCACUCAAUGAGAAGAUUGCACCAGUGAUGGGUAACAAUGGUUGUCAGCAGACCUUAAGUCAUGUCUAAAUCAUGAGAUGCACCUUCAGGUCAUCAGCAAUGUCACAACCUCGCCCCACCUCUGCUCAAACCAGGGGACAAGUGAAAUCCCAUAGUGAACUCUACUUGUUCUUAAAGCUCUGUGGGCAAGCAGUGGUUCUGUUUGUCACUGCUAAAGCUCCCUCAUUUGCAGUCCUGUAGAAGUCCAAUUUACUCCACGUUCUUCAUCAGCAGAUCCACAUGUAGGACAUAUAGCCACAUGGCAGAUCAUAUAACUAGUAGGAUCAGGUUUGGGCAAGACCUUUACAACUGUAGCCCCUCAAUCCAAUGGUUUCAAGAGUUAAGGCGUAUGCCAUUGUAACAAAGUGUAAUAUAAUUUGUACAAUACAAAUCUCUUCAAUCAAAUGAAUUUUCCAAAAUCUUCAAGAAGUGCUGGUUGAAGUGUGUGUUAAAGAAUUUAUCUAUGCAUAUUUUAGUACUGUAGGUUCUGUGGUUUGUGCAAUUUAUUAACUUUCUAGAGCACUUGU
Molecule: messenger RNA, 2847 nt
Organism: Candoia aspera
Lineage: Eukaryota; Metazoa; Chordata; Lepidosauria; Squamata; Candoiidae
Gene: SLC34A2
Product: solute carrier family 34 member 2
Exons: 13
Coding region: 176-2191 (671 amino acids)
Biological process (GO): sodium-dependent phosphate transport; intracellular phosphate ion homeostasis
Cellular component (GO): brush border; apical plasma membrane; vesicle
Molecular function (GO): sodium:phosphate symporter activity
Source: RefSeq, a predicted model, not a curated record